Molecule: messenger RNA, 1894 nt
Organism: Linderina pennispora
Lineage: Eukaryota; Fungi; Kickxellomycota; Kickxellomycetes; Kickxellales; Kickxellaceae
Exons: 2
Coding region: 1-1830 (609 amino acids)
Molecular function (GO): metalloendopeptidase activity; zinc ion binding
Source: RefSeq, a predicted model, not a curated record
AUGGUCAAGCUCUCGUCUAUCGUCGGCCUCCUUGCCGCCACUCUUGCUACUGCCAGUGCAGCUCAGCACAGCCAUCAGGAUGUCGUUACCUUCAGCCCGGUGCUGAAGAACAGAGGCCAGUUCAAGGUCUAUGACAAGCCUGUCUCCGUCACUGCUGAUUCCUCUACUCAGACUGCGUCCUUCGUCGGAAACACAAAGAAGGACUCUGCCGUCAAGUCUAAGGCCGAUAUCGCUGUUGCGUAUCUGGCCAAGAACCACAACAUCCCAGCUCAGAACAUCAAGGUCACCGAUGCCUACACCGAUGCUCGCUCAGGUAUCACUCACGUCUAUGUCCGCCAGACCAGCGGCGGUGUUGAUGUCGCCAACGGUCUUGCCAAUGUCAAUGUUGAUUCCAAGGGCCGCAUCAUCUCGUCCAGCCAGUCGUUCGCCUCGGCUGAUGCUCUGAGCAAGGUCAAGCGCUCUAACGGCUCUCUUGUUGCGCGUGCUAGCGACGAUGCCUCGCUGAAGAACGCAUUCAAGUCGCUGAACGACUACGUCAAGACCGCUGUGUCUGACAGCGACCUGAGCAAGAUCACUGUUGCGUCGACCGCGAGUCUUGUUGGUGGCGACCCGCAGUUCACUAUUUCCAAUGUGCCUCAGAAGUCUGCUGUCGACGGCUCGGCCACUGCCAAGAAGGCACUGAUCCAGAAGGCUGACGGGUCUCUGGCGCAUGUCUGGGAGAUCACUCUGCAGCAGGCGGACCACUGGUGGAGUGCCCACGUCAACCAGGACACUGGCAGCGUUGAGGCUAUCAACGACUGGGUAUCGCACGCCGAGUCGUACAACGUCUACCCACGCAAUGUAAACGAUCCUCUGGAAGGCAGCCGCUCAAUCGUGUCGAGCCCAGCCAACACCAAUGCUAGCCCUAAGGGCUGGGUUACUGGCACUACCACCACCGGCAACAAUGUAUGGGCACAGAACAACCCCACCGGCGGUAGCACGUGGAAAAACAACUACCGUCCGAACUCUUCCAACGGCGCCUUCAACUUCCCACUGGACCUGACCAAGGCUCCUUCGUCCUACAUUGACUCUGCUAUUACACAGCUGUUCUACACUGUCAACACCAUGCACGACCUGUCGUUCCUCUACGGAUUCACUGAGGCUGCUGGUAACUUCCAGGAUGUGAACUACAGCGGCAGUGGUGUUGGUGGCGACUAUGUUGUUGCUUUCGCUCAAGAUGGAUCUGGUACUAACAAUGCCAACUUUGCCACUCCUCCCGAUGGUCAGAACGGUGUCAUGCGCAUGUACACCUGGACUCAAACCAACCCGAACCGCGAUGGCGAUUUCGAGCAGGACAUCGUUGCUCACGAGUUCACUCACGGUAUCUCUAACCGUCUGACCGGUGGCCCAUCUAACACCAACUGCCUCAAUGAUGGCGAGGCAGGAGGUAUGGGUGAAGGAUGGAGUGACACUGUUGCUAACCUGAUGCGCCUCAAGUCUGGAGAUACUCGUUCGCGUGACCUCCUUCUCGGCCAGUACGUGUACGGUCAGGGAAUUCGCAACUAUCCGUACUCCACAUCGACUAGCACCAACCCUUCGACGUACGGAUAUCUUGAUGACCCUAACUACCAGGAGGUGCAUGCGAUUGGUGAGGUGUGGGCUGGAGAUCCUCCGUGCAACCCAACUUUCAUUGAUGCCCGUGAUGCCAUCAUCCAGGCUGAGCAGAACCUGACUGGUGGCAAGAACAACUGCGCCAUCUGGAACGGCUUUGCCAAGCGCGGUCUCGGUGUCAAUGCCUCCAGCGACAGCUCGUCCCACACCGAGGACUACACUGUUCCCAGUGGCUGCUAAUCCCAGUACCAAUAUUGUUUACGUUUGUUAUGAAGUCGCCAAACAAAGAAUUUACUUAUUCGGU